Messenger RNA from Poecilia reticulata (guppy), 3489 nucleotides. It is a transcript of the gene raf1a, whose product is annotated as Raf-1 proto-oncogene, serine/threonine kinase a. NCBI's taxonomy places the organism in Eukaryota, Metazoa, Chordata, Actinopteri, Cyprinodontiformes, Poeciliidae. Gene Ontology annotation, biological process: MAPK cascade; protein phosphorylation. The record is from RefSeq and is a predicted model, not a curated record. Gene Ontology annotation, cellular component: cytosol; mitochondrion. Gene Ontology annotation, molecular function: MAP kinase kinase kinase activity; ATP binding.
CAUAAAGUCACAAAACCAGGAGGCUACAACGUUUAAAACGGGCAACUAAAAAAUAAAAAAAAAUAUCUGUUGAACUUACACAUUUAUAUAGGAUAAAUUCAGACACAAUGAACUUAAUCCAAAUAAUCCACGUUAGUGGAAAUCUGCUGACUACCAGAGGAAUAACUGCGAGAGCACGCCGUGAGUAGCGCGUUGCAUCGUGUUAUGUGAUGAAGCGUGUUCAACAGCAACAAAGCCACAAGUCUAACCGACUAAAACAGAAAACAAACAGCUUGGAACGCAUAAACGGAUUACACACUCCAGGAAUUUAGACAAGACGUGAGAAUGCUAAAUGUUUACCGGCUUGCAAAACAGAAAACAAAAUGCCAAAGGUUGAAACUCCGCUAACGUUGGCCUAGUCACGUUGAUUUUUCUCCUGCGUACUCGCGAGACAGUAGCGCCAGCUAGGCUAGCUGCUAGCAAACACGAGCUCAACACCUCACGACCAAGAAACGCGCUUCGGUCGACGAUCGAGCCACAUUGCGCAGAAAGAACCAGAUGAUCCGUCAUUAAUUAUGGUGUCAGCUCCAGCCUGCUGAAGGAACCUCCGGGCCAUCUGUGAUUUGGGUACCUCAGGGGACCCAGACCGGGAUGCCACAGACAUGGUGAACACCUGACCAUUGUGAGUGAUUAGUUUUAGCGAUGGAGCAGUUUCACGGAGCGUGGAAGACCCUAAGCAACGGCUUUGGAAUGAAGGACUCGCCGUUUGAGGGCCCCUGCCUGUCCCCUACCAUGGUCCAGGGCUUCACCUGCCAGCGACGUGCCUCCGACGACAGCAAGAUGACGGACUCCAAGGCCAGCAGCACAAUCCGUGUCUUCCUCCCAAACCACCAGCGCACUGUGGUCAACGUGCGACCAGGUAUGACUCUUUACAGCUGUUUGAUCAAAGCCCUGAAGGUGCGAGGUCUGCAGCCCCAGUGCUGCGCUGUCUUCAAGCUGCAUCCCGGACAGAGAAGUAAAAAAUCCCGGAUGGACUGGAAUACCGAUUCAACCUCACUGAUAGGAGAAGAGCUCCUUGUUGAGGUUUUAGAUCAUGUUCCUUUGACAACGCAUAACUUUGUCCGGAAGACCUAUUUGAAGCUAGCCUUCUGCGACAUUUGCCAGAAGUUUCUCCUUAAUGGGUUCCGUUGCCAAACAUGCGGCUAUAAAUUUCAUGAGCAUUGUAGCACCAAAGUGCCCACGAUGUGUGUGGACUGGAGCAACAUUAGACAGCUUCUGUUGUGUCCAACACCAGGUGAGAGUGGCUUCCCUUCCCUGCCACCGCUCACAUCCCGACGUAUGAGAGAAUCCCUAACCCGGCUUCCAAGCUCGGCCCACCGAAAUUCCACCCCUCAUGCCUUCAACUACACCACGUCGUACCCACCCACAGGCGGCGGUCUCUCCCAGAGGCAGCGCUCCACCUCUACGCCCAACGUCCACAUGGUCAGCACGACCCUGCCUGUUGACAGCAGCAUGUUUGAGCUAGACUGUCUAAGUACCUCUCCCAGUUCCUGGUGCCGCAGAUUCUGGCUGAAGAGGAAAGUAGGUAUUGUGCACUUCUCCGAGUCAGAGACUGCCGAAAAGGAAGCGAUGCGGGAUCAUGACUCAGCUGGAAGUUCCCCCAGCCAGAGCCCCACAGGCUGGAUUCAGUCCAAAGCUCCAGCACCAUCCCAGCGAGAGAGAGCCUCGUCCUUCAACACUCAGGAGAAAAAUAAAAUAAGGCCUCGGGAUAAGCGAGACUCGAGUUAUUACUGGGAAAUUGAGGCCAGUGAGGUUUAUCUACAUUCCCACAUUGGUUCAGGCUCUUUUGGAACAGUAUACAAAGGAAAAUGGCAUGGUGAUGUUGCGGUGAAGAUUUUAAAGGUUACUGACCCAACUCCAGAGCAGCUCCAGGCAUUCAGAAAUGAAGUCGCUGUCCUGAGGAAAACAAGACAUGUCAACAUCCUAUUGUUUAUGGGCUAUAUGACGAAAGACAACCUGGCCAUCGUGACCCAGUGGUGUGAGGGCAGCAGCCUGUACAAACACAUUCAUGUCCUAGAGACUAAUUAUACCAUGAUCCAGCUUAUAGAUAUCGCCAGGCAGACCGCUCAGGGCAUGGACUAUUUACAUGCAAAAAACAUAAUUCAUCGUGACAUGAAGUCCAACAACAUCUUCCUGCAUGAAGGGUUAACGGUAAAAAUCGGGGACUUUGGUCUUGCGACUGUGAAGUCCAGGUGGACCGGAUCACAGCAGGUGGAGCAGCCCUCUGGAUCCAUUCUCUGGAUGGCUCCCGAGGUGAUCCGAAUGGAGGAUAACAAUCCGUACAGCUUCCAGUCAGACGUCUAUUCCUAUGGAAUUGUUCUCUUUGAGCUGAUGACCGGAGAGCUCCCCUACUCCCACAUAGCAAACAGAGAUCAGAUUAUAUUCAUGGUGGGAAGAGGCCGCUUGUGCCCAGACCUCAGUAAGCUCUACAAGAACUGCCCCAAAGCAAUGAAGAGGCUGGUGGCAGACUGCAUCAAGAAAUCCAAGGAAGAAAGGCCGCUGUUUCCACAGAUCUUGUCCUCCAUCGAGCUCCUUCAGCAUGCCCUCCCUAAGAUAAACCGCAGUGCCUCAGAACCGUCCCUGCACCGAGCCGCGCAGACCGAGGACAUCAAUGCCUGCACUCUGACCACCAGGCUGCCUGUUUACACAUAGGCUCCUCGUCAGCAACGAGAUUAUUCCGCUCCAUCAGUAAAUGCAAAUUCCCUCCUUAAAGACAUUUGUAUAGAUCUAUACACAUGCAAUCAUACAUAAACCGAUGUUAGUCAAUGACUAUGUAAUUAACGGAGAAUAGCAGGAGGAGGAGCAUCUGAGAUUAACUACGGAAGAUUGCAAUCGGAUCGGCACAAGGUACAUCACACAUGCGUUAAGAAGUAUGUUGAGGCUUCGCGUUCGUAUCGUAUUUGAUUUUAGUUGUACACAGAAGCACACAUGCCUACCUGAGACAACAAUGAAUGGACACUGAAGGAAGCUUAGGGGACGUUUGUCUCCUGGUCCGUUUUCUGUCCUGCUUUCAUCGGGCCUGAAGAGAGGACUACUUAAGCUUAGCUGCCUUAUGAGGAAACAAAUCCUGGACUAAGUUUCUGAAGAACUUCAUCUCCUAUGUUUAUCAGAAAGCUACUGGAAGCAGCUCAUCUAGUUGCACAGUAGCCGAUUCUGCUUUGUCUUAAAAAUUAGUCUUUAUUUUUGGGUUAUUUUUGAUAAGUUCUGUCAUGUCUCACUGCGGGGAGAGGGGUUUUAUCACAUUCACUAAACGGAUUUGUCGAUGCCUAUACACUUUUCAGUCCUUAGUGAAAGGUUAUCAUGAACUGGACAUUCGGCACGUGUCUUAAAUAUUUAAAGUGAUUCGGGAACUAAUUUUUGCUGUCACCUUGAGGAGGUUAAAUGUUUUAUUUUGAACUUGGUGGGAAAGUCGUCUAUUCAAUAUUUUAAUAAAAUUAAGUUAAAAAAGUA